AUGGUUCUAGCAACGAAAGAAAUUCUUAAUGGUAAUUUGACCGUGGGGGAUCUAGUGAUGGUCAAUGGAUUGUUAUUCCAACUGUCCUUGCCACUCAACUUCUUGGGGUCUGUUUACCGUGAGGUUCGUCAGGCGCUUAUCGACAUGCAAACAAUGUUCACAUUGAUGAAACAGCCAGCUAUUAUAAAGAAUGCCCCAGACUGUGUACCUCUACAAGUGACUCCUCAGAAUGCAGACAUUACUUUCAACAAUGUAUGCUUUGAAUACAAUGAAAAUUACCCCAUCCUAAGUGACCUAACCUUUACAGUACCGGCUGGAAAGAAAAUUGCCAUUGUCGGUGUUUACCUCUCUCUUCAGAAAUCGACAGUCAUCCGUCUGUUGUAUCGCUUUUACGAACCAAAGACUGGGACCAUUACAAUAAAUGGACAAGAUAUUAAUUCAGUUGACUUGGACAGCCUGAGGAAGAGCAUUGCGGUAGUUCCACAAGAUUGUGUGCUUUUCCAUGACACGAUAGCUUACAACCUCCACUAUGGUGACCUGUCUGCAGAUGCCAGCAAAGUAGAGGAAGUAGCUAAACUAGCUGAUAUCCACCAAUCUAUCCAGAGCUGGCCCAAUGGCUACGACACUCAGGUUGGUGAACGUGGCCUGAAACUCUCAGGUGGGGAGAAGCAGAGGGUUGCUAUUGCACGAGCCAUCCUGAAGAACGCACCGAUACUAGUUUUUGACGAAGCAACUUCUUCGCUAGACUCCAUUACAGAACAAAGUAUAAUGGAAGCUCUGCGCCAUGCAACCAAGGGAAGAACCUCAAUCUGCAUUGCUCAUCGCUUGUCAACAGUCAUGGAUUCGGAUGAAAUCCUUGUGUUGGCUGAGGGCAGGCUUCAGGAGCGCGGGACACAUCACCAGCUCUUGGCGCUUGAUGGGCACUAUACAAAGCUCUGGAAUUCACAACACAAAGUGGAUGAAUAA
Penaeus vannamei (Pacific white shrimp) is the source of this 966-nucleotide messenger RNA. The record is from RefSeq and is a predicted model, not a curated record. Lineage: Eukaryota; Metazoa; Arthropoda; Malacostraca; Decapoda; Penaeidae.